UUGACAUUCGCCUCUUGGGCUCCCAUUCGACUUCGCGCUUCUCCUUCGCCAGCUAUAGAGAAAGGACGGGCAUAGUUUCACUUCUCUCGGUUCCUGUCGCUGGCAUAGCCGCUUUUACUUCAGCCAACUCCCAUAUCACCCUUCCGCAUCGUCGUCAAAAUGGCGCUUGACAACUACUUCCGCAACAAGAUAGAGAGCAUGAAGCUCGAAAUCAUCAAGGGCCAGGCUGUUUUGAGACGAUUAGAAGCACAGAGAAAUGAUUACAACUCGAGAGUACGGCUAUUACGGGAGGAAUUGGGCUUAUUGCAACAGCCUGGUUCGUACGUCGGUGAGGUUGUGAAGGUGAUGUCGACGAAAAAGGUUUUGGUCAAAGUCCAUCCAGAAGGCAAAUACGUCGUCGAUGUUGCCGAUGGUGUCGAUAUUGCAAAACUUACGGUUGGCAAACGUGUGUCAUUAAUGUCCGACUCGUACAAGCUAGAGAAGAUGCUACCUUCGUCCGUUGACCCCCUCGUCUCCCUUAUGAUGGUCGAAAAAGUACCGGAUAGUACAUACGAUAUGAUCGGAGGUCUUGACCAGCAAAUCAAGGAGAUUAAAGAAGUGAUCGAGCUUGGUUUGAAGCACCCCGAGCUCUUUGAAUCCUUAGGUAUCGCCCAGCCAAAGGGUGUCCUGUUAUAUGGGCCCCCAGGAACUGGGAAAACGCUUCUGGCUCGAGCGGUUGCUCACCACACGGACUGCAAAUUCAUUCGCGUCAGUGGAUCCGAGCUAGUGCAGAAGUAUAUUGGUGAGGGGAGUAGAAUGGUCCGAGAGCUGUUUGUCAUGGCAAGAGAACAUGCACCCAGCAUCAUAUUUAUGGACGAAAUCGAUAGCAUUGGAUCGAGUCGUGUGGAAGGGAGCAGUGGAGGUGAUUCUGAGGUACAGAGAACGAUGUUGGAACUUCUCAACCAAUUAGAUGGUUUUGAGCCGACAAAGAACAUUAAGGUUAUUAUGGCGACGAAUCGCUUGGAUAUCCUUGACCCUGCCCUUCUCCGACCGGGACGGAUCGAUAGAAAGAUUGAGUUCCCACCACCGAGUGUCGAGGCACGUGCAGACAUCCUCCGAAUCCACUCCCGCUCGAUGAACCUUACCCGUGGAAUAAAUCUGACAAAGAUAGCGGAGAAGAUGAACGGGUGCUCAGGCGCAGAACUCAAGGGAGUUUGCACCGAAGCAGGGAUGUAUGCCCUACGAGAGCGACGUGUACAUGUUACGCAAGAAGACUUCGACCUUGCGACAGCGAAGAUCCUCAACAAGCAUGACGACAAGGAGGUCAGUCUUGGAAAACUCUGGAAGUAGACAGCGUAGGUGGUACAUGAAUGGUAUAUUUGAAGCGAACAGGAUCAAUU
Coccidioides immitis RS is the source of this 1379-nucleotide messenger RNA. Its product is annotated as 26S protease regulatory subunit 8. Gene Ontology annotation, biological process: proteasome-mediated ubiquitin-dependent protein catabolic process. Gene Ontology annotation, molecular function: ATP binding; proteasome-activating activity; ATP hydrolysis activity. Gene Ontology annotation, cellular component: proteasome regulatory particle, base subcomplex. The coding region runs from base 160 to 1329 and encodes 389 amino acids. The transcript is spliced from 3 exons. The record is from RefSeq and is a predicted model, not a curated record. NCBI's taxonomy places the organism in Eukaryota, Fungi, Ascomycota, Eurotiomycetes, Onygenales, Onygenaceae.